Molecule: messenger RNA, 1414 nt
Organism: Verruconis gallopava
Lineage: Eukaryota; Fungi; Ascomycota; Dothideomycetes; Venturiales; Sympoventuriaceae
Exons: 1
Coding region: 160-990 (276 amino acids)
Biological process (GO): DNA repair
Molecular function (GO): catalytic activity
Source: RefSeq, a predicted model, not a curated record
CCAGGCUCUAUAAUCUGAACGAAAAUAAGCUCAGCAAAAUUAGCUCUACACAGACUUGAGCUUAGAUUGUGCCAGCAAGGAUCCAACAUCUCUCGCUCCUUGCGGCUUUUCAGGAGCUCCAAGUAUCUUUGAAUCUUUUCCGCAUCCAGAUCCUCGAACAUGGCUGGGGGCUUAUCCGCGGAGGAUAUUUCUCUUCACGACUUCCAGGAGGCUCUUGGCAGAUAUUCAAAACAUGUCAGGGACGACGAGUUAAAAGAGCUUGAUACAUUCAGGUUUGAGACAAUGCCAAAACUUAUUGAGGAGCGACGGCAGAAGCGAGCAGACUUGGGCUCUGAAGAGCCGAUUUUGUUGAUCACAAAGGAAGAACUGGUCAAGCUCGUUGUUUGGAAAUUGAAGCAUGGUACUUUCCGGCCAAAGCUGAAGCAGCUUGUAGAGUCGAAUGAUGAAUCAGAGGUCCAUAAGCUCAUGCAAAACUUGAGUGUCCACAAAGGUCAAACCAAAGAGAAGCUGCAGCUGCUCACGCAACUCAAGGGCAUCGGUCCUGCAACUGCCUCCCUAGUUCUGUCAUGCACAUGGCCCACGCAAUAUCCAUUCUUCUCAGAUGAGCUGUUUAGAUGGAUACAUUGGAAUGGUCAACAUGCCGACGGAACGGCCACAGGUAUCAAAAACGGCAAAGGUUGGUCCAGGCCAAUUGGUUAUACUUUGAAGGAGUACGAGAGCUUGGUUUUAAGAAGCAUGGAUAUACAAAGAAGACUCAGUCAAGACCAGGAAUUGAAUUUUCUGGACUUGGAAAAGGUUGCCUAUGUUCUUGGUAAAGAAAGAGCAGAAGUCGAACUUCCAAUGGAAGAUAUGUCUUCAAGUCAACGCAAGCGCAGCGUCGAAGAAGCCAUGGGCUCUCAAGUUGGCAACAGUGCAAAACGGAGUAGACCGAACAUGAUAGAGUCCGCAGAGUCAACUUCUCGCAGAUCUCGGACACGCAAAAAGCUGUAGCGCAUACUGCAUUUUUGAGUAUGCUUUCGGUGCCGGUCACUCGUGCAUUAAAAGUCUAUGCAUUUACAUUAUUGGAGAAAGAUGCAAAGCCUACCUUUAAGCGAAUAUCACAAUAUUCAUAGGCAGUCUGCGUGGAAUGCAGAACAGGAUAGAGAGCAGUACAAAUCUGCUGUGUCGGAUAUCUUCAGUUACUUAUGCUUCAAGGUGAUUUUCUAACACUAUGCUCAACCCUGAUCUGUGGAGCCUUUCUACGGUGUUCCAGCGAGAACUGAGCUUAAGAACCACUCUACUUUCGGUGCUCGUUCCGAGAAGGGUAAAAAUAUUAAUAUCCACCUGGUAUCGCUUUGAAAAGAUCGGGGUAGAGGGUCAGCACUGUCUCAAGCAGCUUAUUCUCACCUCCUUAGAUGGCGCAUGUAUAAUGCCC